Eufriesea mexicana is the source of this 582-nucleotide messenger RNA. RefSeq names its product small ribonucleoprotein particle protein SmD3 (gene SmD3). The transcript has 2 exons. NCBI's taxonomy places the organism in Eukaryota, Metazoa, Arthropoda, Insecta, Hymenoptera, Apidae. Gene Ontology annotation, cellular component: spliceosomal complex. Gene Ontology annotation, biological process: RNA processing; spliceosomal snRNP assembly. Gene Ontology annotation, molecular function: RNA binding. The coding region runs from base 147 to 575 and encodes 142 amino acids. The record is from RefSeq and is a predicted model, not a curated record.
CAAGCAGACAUACUAAAAGAGAGGUUACCUCGUGUAUUUAUAAUUUAUAUAUUUUUCAAGAUUUCUGAUCAAAAGAUACAUUGAUUUUAAAUUAAUUAAGUAAAAUUUUGAACGUAUUGUUGUAAUUUUCAUAGAAGUUAGUUAUAAUGUCGAUCGGAGUGCCUAUAAAAGUACUUCACGAAGCGGAAGGUCAUACCGUAACCUGUGAAACAAAUACCGGCGAAGUAUAUCGUGGUAAAUUGAUAGAAGCCGAAGACAAUAUGAAUUGUCAAAUGCAAAAUAUCACGGUAACUUAUAGGGAUGGUCGGGAGGCGCAGUUAGAAAAUGUUUAUAUUAGAGGCUCAAAAAUUAGAUUUCUGAUAUUACCAGAUAUGUUGAAGAAUGCACCAAUGUUUAAGCGCCCGGGAGGGAAAGGCUCGGGUACUGCAGGCAGAGGAAAAUCUGCUAUUUUACGUGCCCAAGCUCGUGGAAGAGGUAGAGGUCAAAAUCAAAGAGGUAGAGGUACAGGUUCUGCACCUUGGCUUAAUCAACAGAAUCAACCUGGAGGAUCUCAAGCAGGAAGAGGUCGAGGUUAAAUUAUAA